GCGUAUUUUUACGCGUUUGGCCCUACCCUUUUCUUCUUCUUUGUUUUUUGUCCUUGAAAAAUUGUCUUCUACUCCUCCAUCUUCAACUUCACUUUGAACUUUGAUCACUGUUACCUUUCUUCUUCAAAAUGGCUUCACAAAACCCUAAUUCCUCUCGAACCUCAAUGUAUCCUCGAGUAGUAAUUGACCAAAAUACCCCUCUCCCCUCCUCUUCGCGUCAAAAUCUUUACCCAACCAUUAACAUGAACGACCUUGUUGACCAAAAUACCCCUGAAGAAAAACAUUAUUCCCCAUCUGCGCCUCCUGAAACCAUUGAAGAAACACUCCUCACUAUCCCCGGUUCCAUUCUCCAUUUGAUCGACAAAAACUACUCAGUGGAACUCGCUACCGGCGAUUUAUUCUUACAUCGUAUCCGACAAGGCAACAACAUUGUUGCUGUACUUGUUCGUGUCGGAAAUGAAAUCCAAUGGCCCUUGACUAAAGAUCUUGCUUCAGUAAAACUCGAUGAUUCCCAUUAUUUUUUCUCAUUUCAAGCUCCUAAAGACGACGAUGAUGAAUCGGAUAAAGAAUCAAACGACUCGUUGAAUUAUGGUUUAACGAUUGCUUCAAAAGGACAGGAGAAGUUGUUGAGGGAACUGGAUGGCAUUUUGGAAAAUUACAGCAAUUUCACGGUGCAGAAAGUGGAGGAAAAGGUGGCGGUAGCAUUGGGUGGACCGGUGGAUUUGAAGUCGGAAAAGAAGGAAGUGUUGGAAGGGCGAUGUGCGGCUUAUUGGACCACGUUGGCGCCUAAUGUGGAGGAGUAUAAUGCUAAAGCGGCUAAGUAUGUUGCUUCCGGUUCGGGGCAUUUGAUAAAGGGGAUUUUGUGGUGUGGAGAUGUGACUGCUGAUAGAUUGAAAUGGGGGAAUGAUGUUUUGAAGGAUAAGUUUAAGGCAGGUUCGAAAGCUGAGGUCAGUCCUGAGACUUUGAAGAGGAUAAAAAGGGUUAAGCGAGUGACAAAAAUGACAGAGAAAGUGGCAGUUGGAGUCCUAUCUGGAGCUGUGAAGGUUUCAGGAUUCUUUACUAGGUCUGUUGCAAAUUCCAAAGCAGGGAAAAAGUUCUUUAGCCUCCUGCCGGGGGAAAUGGUUCUUGCCACUCUUGAUGGAUUUAGCAGAAUAUGUGAUGCUGUUGAAGUAGCUGGAAAGAAUGUGAUGUCUACAUCAAACACUGUGACGACUGAAUUUGUUUCUCACAGGUAUGGAGAAGAAGCAGCUAAGGCAACCACCGAAGGGCUUGAUGCAGCAGGGCAUGCUUUUGGGACUGCCUGGGCUGUGUUUAAGAUCAGACAGGCACUGAACCCCAAAAGUGCCUUGAAGCCCACUGCCCUAGCCAAAUCUGCUGCAAAAGCUGCUGCUGCGGCUGCUAAAGCUGAUAAGAAGGCUAAGAGUUCCAAGUAGUCACUGAUGUUGAACUAGCAUUGCAGCAAUGCGCUUUUUCCUUUAUACUUGUGAAGCAGUAUGUUGUGAGAAAAGCUCAAUUUGGCUGGGGCUCUGAUCUGCAAACUGAUGUCAUUGUAAAAAGAUUUGGUAAGUUGAGAGAGGUGGAGACAAGCAGCUCUUAGCAAUGGCCAUUAGGCAUCACCAGAAAACGCUCGAGAUAACAGGCAUCGGCUCUGACCUCUUCAUAUUAUUUGUGUGUAUGUGUGUGUAUACAAGUGAGAGCACCAACCUACCUGCUGUAAACUCUCUGGAAUUUAAGUUCACAUUCUUUUUUUCAAUCUUAUAUUUAUGUGAUACCAGUAAAGAUUAAGAUUAGGUUAUUUGUUACGUUGAAUCAAAUUAAUCACUGAACUUAGUUUCAGCAACAAUUCACCUCA
Molecule: messenger RNA, 1852 nt
Organism: Lycium barbarum (goji berry)
Lineage: Eukaryota; Viridiplantae; Streptophyta; Magnoliopsida; Solanales; Solanaceae
Product: protein EARLY-RESPONSIVE TO DEHYDRATION 7, chloroplastic-like
Exons: 5
Coding region: 129-1433 (434 amino acids)
Cellular component (GO): plasma membrane
Source: RefSeq, a predicted model, not a curated record